CACAUCAAAGCACGAGAGAGAGAAGCGUCACGAAACUUUGCAUUAUUACUAAAAGUUCAAGAUUUCUGCUAACACAGAGCAUAUCAACUUUUGAAAAAUGAGAUUUCCAAGGAAGUAUUACUUUAUACUUGAGGAUCGUCAUGUAGCAGUCAUGCAGGCCGUUUAUGAUCUGAUUAUAGGCAUUCCUUUGAUGAUGGCGACAGCUAUGCUUAUAAUUAUAGACCAGAACAAUCCUGAAAUAAAGGCCAAAAUCAUAAAAUGCUUUAGCAACGACGAGGAGGCUGAAAUGCCAAAUCUUGGAUAUGAUAUGUUCAUCCAUGGAUCGAUAAAGAUAUUGGUUGAUAUAUUAAUGUCAAUAGCUGUCCUCAAGAAAAAAUGCAGAGUGCUUAUCCUGCCCUGGCUCAUAUACGGCAUCGUGGAAGUUUUAGGGAAUUUCUAUGUUUAUUCCAUCUUCACUCCUGCUUUACACACCCUUGGAGGUGCCCAGGUGGUAACAAUUUUCUAUGCCACUAUUACAUGUCUCGUUGUAUUCUUUGUGUACCACUAUUGCGCUGUGCUCUCAUGCUACCAUCAAAUGGGAAAAACCGUCAUCGGCCGAGAAGCAGAGGAAUUGCAAGCAAUGCAUGCAGGGGAAUCAUACCGUGAAAACAAAUAGCAAAUUUAUGUUCAUGAUAUAUUUUAAAAUUAUAUUUUUAAAUAAAAAUUCAUUUAUGGUUUCCUAUUCAUAUUAUCGCAUGUCCAGGUAAUACUGUUUUCUAAAAAUAUUUUAACAACUCACGCUACUGUUGAGUCUUUUCCAGUAUAUUUUUUUAUUACUUCAUUCCCAAAAGUCAAAUUAAAUUUGCCAAAUUGUCUCAACGUCAUAGAUUUUUAUUUAAUUUGCAUCGCUUUUAAAGCUCUUCAUGCUGAAUAAAUAUGGUACUGGACAAUAUUUACUUAAACAAUUUUAUUGUUUACUUUGAAAAAUCUGUGAGCUUUGGUAAGGCUGCUUUGAGUAUUUAUAUAUAGUUAUUAGUUUUUUGUUACAACGGGUAAUUCCUAUAUUGUGUAAAUUGAAGAGUAAUUUAUAUAUUUUUCUGUAUAAUAUAAAGUGUGGCUGCAAAUUAAAUUGUAAAUUAAAAUAAUUUUCAUCCGUUAUAUUAAAA
This is a messenger RNA of Neocloeon triangulifer, 1145 nucleotides long. RefSeq lists its product as uncharacterized. Bases 98 to 655 code for a protein of 185 amino acids. The record is from RefSeq and is a predicted model, not a curated record. NCBI's taxonomy places the organism in Eukaryota, Metazoa, Arthropoda, Insecta, Ephemeroptera, Baetidae. The transcript is spliced from 5 exons.